GACGCAUAGUUUCCGGCCUGAUGAACGAAAACACAGCUGAAGACUGAAAGGCGAAGAGAAGAAGCGGAGAUUCACGAACUAUUCACCGUCGCAGCUUUCUCACUUUCAUCUGUAAUUUACCUGAGACAGACAUGACAUCUGUUUGCUGAACUGGUCCACCUUAAGCCACAGCUAGCACCAAACAUUGGUGUGCAACUUCCCAGCGAAUCAGACUGAUCCGGCCCCAUCACCAUGGAAACAGAAACGGAAGUCAUUCCUAUCUGGCAGAAUAAGCCCCAUGGAUCCACCCGUAGUGUUGUCAGAAGAAUAGGUUCUACUCUCCCACUCAAACCUCCACAAAGAGCAUGUUUCCAGGAACUACCAGGCCUACCCUCUCUUCGGCCUAUGACUGGCCCUAUGGUUCCUACCUUGGCAGACAUAGCCUGGAUUGUUGCAGAUGAAGAGGAGACCUAUGCUCGAGUACGGAGCGACUCACGCCCUCUAAAGCAUGAAUGGCGGCCCACGCCCCUGCUGGUGCUCCACAGGAACUCAUCUGUGCCUAACUUCCGCCGUGAAGGCAAAAGGAUGGAGGGACUGAAGAAGCCCGGGGCCACAGCGCUAAAUCGAACAACAGCCCUGCAGGACGAGCUAACUAGACUCCGAUCACAGAUUGCCAAGAUUGUGUCAAGCGAUUCUGGCUCCAACCCCAUAACUCCUGACCUGCUCUCCCCCGACGACACGAGCAUGAGCUUCUCCAUGGCGCCUUUCGAGACAGCAUCCUUCCCGCCGGCUGCCACAGCUGCUGCCUCCUUUGUCAUCAGUGACGUCACAGAGGAGGAAGAAGAGGAGGACGAUGAUGAAGAUGAUAAAGAUGUGGUUUCUGUGGUGUCAGAGCUGAUCCCUGACCCACCUGCUUCCAUGACGGCAUCAGCGACCUUUGACCUAGACAGGCCUAGCAUGGACUUCCGGGAGGCUGAAGAGGACACGGUGUCGCUGUCAAAGUCCACCAGCUUUGCUGACGUGAUGGACAUUCUGAAGGACAUGAACCGCAUGAAGAUGAGCAAAGACAGGUACAACAGAGGCUGUACGUCCCUGAGAGAGGAGGACUCAGCAAUUCUGAUCUCCGAGGCUUUGAGGAAAAAGUUUGUCUUGAAGGAAGAAGAUUCAGCUGCUGGGAAUCGGAAGUAGCUCGAUUGCAUGUUUGCCAUAACCACCCAAUCCUGCUGUUCAAUGCCUUUGCCUGUGGAGUAUGUACCCAUGGAUCCACAACCUUGCUCCUCAAACCCAAGGCAAUAGCUGUCCGCCAGAAAAACACUUUGUCCCAGACUUUCACAACCAAAUGUGAACUUCACAGUGCAGUAAGAGGGGGAACAGUCCUCUCCUGAUAACAAUAAUCUGUUUCAGCACUGCAUUGCAUACUGCAUUUAUUGUAAUUCCCCCUGGGAAAAAAGGCUUAUGUUCAAACCUAUUUUCAAUAACGACUCAACAGACUGGUGCCAGUGCUGUCCAGUAACGUGGUCUGUGCAAAUGUGGAGUGUCGUGUCAUAAAACGGUGCUGAAGGAUGCGCUGAAAGAUGCAAAUAGAUGUUUUAGUUUUUUUUCAGUUGAGUCCUCUCAAAUACUUGAACAUAUUUCUCAAGAGGAAACCAGUCUAAUGCACUUGCAGAGAUGUAGUGCAUCUUAUUGACCGUGUGUGUGUGUGAGGAAAUACAAGUUAUAUUAUAUUGCUGAGUUUCCAAAUGCGCACAGCAUCGUGUGCGUUGCUUGUUCCACUGCACCUCUUAUGCCUGUCUGCUUGUGUGUGAAUAGCAAAUAGAGUGACAGUCACUCAAACUACAGGGCACUGAUGAUAUAGUUUGAAGUGUGAACUCUGUUGUGUAUAAAUCAAUGGAUGUGUGUGAUUUAACAGUGCGCCCUCCUGUGUUUGCAUCUUUUUUUGUAUUUCCAGUAAAGGCAACAAUUGAUACAAGCAUCUGCAGGUCUUUUAUAUAGUAACUUCCUCUUGUGUUUAAAACAUGCUAAUUGAGACCACUUUUAAGAUGUUUCUUACGUGACAUCAGAGAGGUGAUUUUUAGUUUGAGCAGAGAUAACUAAGCUAUAUGUAGAGGCGUGAUCACACGUACACAAAUGUGACGAAGUGACAAACCUUCGCCUUCCUUUCACUUGCAGUUUGCCCAGAUCUGUGCAAGUGAGGGGGUGAAUAAAACAUGUGUGGCUUCGUGUGGGCUUCAGCUUUGGUGACCCAUGAUAUUCUCUCUUCAUUUGCGUAUAUAUGUGACAGUGCCCAAUGAACUCUGUGAAAUGUCUGGAAAAAGUGUGUCCGGACUUUUUCAGACGUUGCCUUUUCUCUUAUGAAGAACGCAGAAGGAGAUUGUUUGGGUCAGACGCUCUCGAAUCGCAUUGUCUUUCCAACUUGUUGUCUUUGGUGGCAUCUUCUACCUGAAUGGCACUUCAUUUUCAUCAUAAGAUAAUUGUAUUAUCACAUUAUUUUGUUUGUCACUCUCACUCUGACAUUUUGCAGACAUUUUACUGAGGGGUUGGGAGGGAGAGUUCCAGAAAAUGUCCGGAACAACUGACUUUGACAGUGUGUUCUCGCACGCAGCCCCCUUGCAAAACUUGUCCGGAUUUCAGUGCAUGUCUGAAAGCAGCUUUACGAAGCUUUCACAUUGUAAAGCACAUCAGUGUGUUUUGUGUGUGUGUGUGAGAGUUGUGUCACAAUGACUAUUGUUGUUGACGACUUACCACAGAUCUAUUGCCUGUUCCAAUGCCUCAUUUUAUUCCCUUAUUAGCUCCAAGUGCCAAGGGUUUGUUUUAAUCAGCCCACCCUUCAACGCCUGAGCCUUUUUCCUUUUAUUCCUGAAUGUGCCCUCCAGUUCCACAUGUCUUCAUCCAAACAAUGAACCACUUUGUUAAGAAUCAGCUGCGAGUGUUUAUUUAUUGUUAAAAAAUUACAACUCACAAAAAACCUACUUGCUGUUUUGUCCGAUUUACUUCAACCCAUGUCACUCCUAUGUUUCAUUUAUCAUGUGUUUUCCUACACGACUGAGAAUCGUAUAGUUUAGUUUUGCAGUGCGAAAAGUAACUACUUAUGUAUGUGUUGAGCAAGAAGGUGCCCAUCUGUGUAUCAUUGUGUUCUUUGAAGUUGACAUUUUGUUUUGUCUUGCUGGAGUUUAUCUUCAACAAUUCUCCUGAAUUAUUCCUCAGUUCGUUUCCCGAUCAGUCAAAGUGGAGAAAGUUAAUACCCGAUGAGCUGAAAUGCAAAAUGCGAGUUUAAAUUUGUUCAUCCUAUGUCCUGUACUUGAGAUGGUGGAAGUUGCCCAACAACCGCAACCAGCUGCAUCUCUGUUCCAGAUCAAGAACUGAACGGGAAAUUGAGGAUUGACUGUUUCUGUGUCCCUUUGAGCAUUUGUCACCAUCGUACCUCUGUAGGGUUCAACCCACCACCUGUAUGUUAUUGUUUUUUUUUUAUUAUGUAUGGACUUGUAAAUAAAGAUGGGCUGAAGUUUUGAAACAAA
This is a messenger RNA of Platichthys flesus (European flounder), 3494 nucleotides long. RefSeq names its product mitochondrial fission regulator 1-like (gene mtfr1l). The transcript is spliced from 8 exons. Bases 232 to 1167 code for a protein of 311 amino acids. The record is from RefSeq and is a predicted model, not a curated record. Lineage: Eukaryota; Metazoa; Chordata; Actinopteri; Pleuronectiformes; Pleuronectidae. Gene Ontology annotation, cellular component: mitochondrion. Gene Ontology annotation, biological process: aerobic respiration; mitochondrial fission.